Messenger RNA from Schistocerca nitens (vagrant locust), 4776 nucleotides. RefSeq names its product polyamine-transporting ATPase 13A3 (gene anne). Bases 502 to 4680 code for a protein of 1392 amino acids. Gene Ontology annotation, biological process: polyamine transmembrane transport; intracellular calcium ion homeostasis. The transcript is spliced from 18 exons. Gene Ontology annotation, cellular component: membrane. The record is from RefSeq and is a predicted model, not a curated record. Lineage: Eukaryota; Metazoa; Arthropoda; Insecta; Orthoptera; Acrididae. Gene Ontology annotation, molecular function: polyamine transmembrane transporter activity; P-type ion transporter activity; ATPase-coupled monoatomic cation transmembrane transporter activity.
GGAGCGAGAAUUAUUUCAACAGCUGUCCGUAUUCGGUAGCAGUUGGGAGCGUGGUGCGGUUGUGGUUGCGGUUAUGUGUUGUCAAAGUGUUAAGUGAAUACAAUGUGGAUGCAGUUAGCAAAAAUAUCUGUGAACGCUGUUGUUCGUAUUGACGCCGUGCUAUAAGUAUGCAGUUCUAAAGAAAACAGGAAAACAAGUACUCGGAAUGUGUCGGAUUUCAUACAUCUGUCAUUUUAAUGGGAUGAUUUCCUACAGUGAAAAGAAAAACUUGUAUAUUGGAUGGAGGAAAUCUGAUCCUGGAGACUGACACCGGCAUCUCUGAUGAACUUACGUGAACAGCUGAACACUUUAUUGAUUCAGCGGAUGUGAUUUCAGUGAUUUUACAGUGACAAUUUUUUGACAUAAAGUUUAUUUCCUUAAGUUUUUUGCUUAAGGAGCUAUAUAAUUUUUUUGUCGUGUGACAGUAUUUUAUAUUGAGUGUAUUGUUUAUAAACUGUUAAAAUGUCAUCCGCUCCGAGCCACAAACAUUUCUCACGGACCACUAACCAUCGUGGCAUUCGAGGAAGUGGUCUACGUGAAUUAAACACAGGGCUACUAGAAGGUACAGGGAACACAAUGACACAUCCCCCUCCUGGAGAAUCAGAUUUUGAAUACAUUAACUAUGGGGAAGAAGAUCAAAUGGAAAUAUAUGGAUACAAGAAGUGUCCUUGGAAAACUGCUGGGACAUGGACGCUGAUACUGCUCACAUGUGGACUAGCAAGAUUACUUUUCCACUGGAAACCAACCUGGAUGCUCAAGUCUACACACAAAAGAUGCUCACUUCAGAGUGCUGAGAAAGUGUUGGUUGCUGAGCAGUACCACAAAAGACAUCGGCGGUACUACGUGAAGACAGUGAAAACAGUGAGAGCUGACAGUGCCUUAAAUCGCGGCACAAGUGGCUUUGACUCAGAACCUUGUUGGAAUGACCACAUGCUUACAGAUGUCAAUUAUAUUGAAAAAGCACACUUGGCUGUACACUUCAGUGGAGGAAGUUUUAAAUCAUACAAUGUUUUGCGGCUUUUUCGGUGCAAGAAGCAAACUUAUGUGUGGGAUGAGGACAGUGGGGACUUCCAUAAGUUGUGUGGCUUAGACAAGCGUGUGCUUGUAAGUGUACUACAUCAGCACCAAGGAUUAACACAGCAGGAACAACUGUCAAGAAUUUUGGCAUUUGGUCCAAAUGAAAUAAUCGUUCCAGUGCAGUCAGUGGUAACACUGCUGUUUCUAGAAGUCCUGAACCCAUACUAUGUGUUCCAGUUGCUGUCAUUUAUCCUGUGGUUUGCAGAUGACUACAUGUAUUACGCUCUCACCAUUUUGGCUAUGUCAGCAUUUGGUGUUAUAAUGUCUGUAAUACAAGCCAGAAAGACACAACACAAAUUAAGAAGCACCAUACAUGCGUCUGAUGUUGCAACAGUGAUGCGGGGUCCAGCACAAACUGAAACAGUAUCAACUGAUCAAUUAGUUCCUGGUGAUGUUUUAGUGAUUCCUCGCCAUGGAUAUACAAUGAACUGUGAUGCUGUGUUGCUUACUGGCAACUGUAUUGUUAAUGAGAGCAUGUUAACAGGUGAAAGUGUGCCAGUGACCAAAACACCAUUGCCAAAUCAUCCUGACUUGCUUUAUGACAAGAAAGAGCAUGCAAAACACACUUUAUUUUGUGGAACUCAGAUAAUCCAAGCUCGCUACUUCGGACAUGAGAGUGUGUUAGCUGUUGUAAUUAGAUCUGGCUUUUCAACUUCAAAGGGAGAGCUCGUGAGAGCUAUUUUGUAUCCACCACCAGUCGACUUCAAAUUUGAACGUGAUUCAUAUAGGUUUAUUGGAUUAAUGGCAGCAGUAGCCACGAUAGGUUUUGUGUACACUGUAGUUACAAAGGUAUUGAGAGGACUGAGUGUCAGUGCCUUAAUCUUGGAAGCAUGUGAUCUUGUUACUGUUGUAGUACCACCAGCAUUACCUGCUGCCAUGACAGUUGGUAGCUUUUAUGCGCAAAAGCGCUUAGAAAAAAAAGCUAUCUAUUGUAUCAGCUCACGGAACAUUAAUAUUGCAGGAGCAAUAGACUGUGUAUGUUUUGAUAAGACAGGAACAUUGACAGAAGAUGGUCUGGAUAUGUGGGGUGUUGUACCAGUACAAAACAGUACAUUCUUGACACCUCAGAAAGCUGUCUCAUGUUUGAAUAAUGAUGAAUUUGUGUUUGGAAUGGCUACAUGUCACUCUCUGACAAUAAUUGAUGGUGAACUUUCUGGUGAACCCUUAGAUCUCAAGAUGUUUGAGUCAACAGGAUGGCAGCUGGAAGAGCAUGACAUUGAAGACACUUCAAAGUUUGAUAUGUUAUUUCCAACAGUAGUUAAGCCACCCAAGGGAAGAUACACCUCUGCUGGAAAGGACUCUGACAUAGAUGAUAUAACGCUGGGCAUUGUUCGUCAGUUCCCAUUUUCAUCUAACUUACAACGUAUGAGUGUCAUUAUGAGAAAGCUUGGUGAUGCCCAUUACACUGCUUACUGCAAGGGAUCUCCAGAAAUGAUUGCAUCCCUGUGCCAUAAUAACACAGUUCCUGCUGAUUUUGACACUGUGUUACAAGGAUAUGCUCAGGAAGGCUACAGGGUCCUUGCCCUGGCAUACAAAGGGCUCCCAAAAAUCAAUUAUGUUAAAACACAGAGAAUUCAAAGAGAAGAAAUAGAAUCAAACCUGAUAUUUCUUGGGUUCAUUGUUAUGGAGAACAGACUGAAACCUGAGACAACUGGAAUAGUAAAACAACUGAAAUCAGCUAACAUCAGGACAGUUAUGAUAACAGGAGACAACUUGCUCACUGCUGUAAGUGUAGCGCGUGAAUGUGGAAUAGUGAAUUCAUCCCAGAGAAUUAUUAUUGUACAUGGGAAGCCACCUCAGCUUUCAGGCCCUCCAAGACUUUUCUACACAAAUGCUUCUUCUCGUCUCAUCCAACGAGAUGCACCAACAACUGAACUGGUUGGUGGUGAUAUUGGUAACAGCAAUAGUAUUACAAGUGGUCUCAGUCUGGACUCCACGUACACAAGUGGCACACAGUCUCUCACAAGUAUUCAUGGAGAAGCAAUUUCGGCUAAGGAUGACAACAACAUUGAUGCAGCAGACUAUUUGUUUGCUUUGGAUGGUCAGUCUUGGGGAAUAUUGAGAGAUUAUUUCCAAGACACAGUUCCCAAAAUUCUUGCAAGAGGUGCAGUAUUUGCAAGAACAAGUCCUGAACAGAAGCAGCAGAUUGUUCAGGGGCUCCAAGAUAUUGGAUACUAUGUUGCCAUGUGUGGAGAUGGUGCCAAUGACUGUGGAGCCCUGAAAGCAGCUCAUGCAGGCAUAUCACUUUCUGAGGCAGAAUCAUCAGUUGCGUCACCAUUCACAUCAAAAGAAGCAAACAUUUCCUGCGUACCUAACUUGAUAAGAGAAGGACGUGCUGCAUUGGUUACUUCCUUCGGUAUCUUUAAGUACAUGGCUGCAUAUAGCUUAACUCAGUUUGUGUCUGUUAUGAUACUGUAUUCAAUUGAUAGUAACUUGACAGAUAUUGAGUAUUUGUAUAUUGAUCUUUUCAUUAUAACAACUUUUGCAUUCUUCUUUGGGAGAUCAGAAGCUUAUGAAGGUCCAUUAUUUAAACAACCCCCAGUUCUUUCUCUGGUUUCCUUUUCUUGUGUACUUUCACUUGUAACUCAAGCAAUCACUGUUACAGCUUUCCAGAGUGCAUCAUUUUUUAUUAUUCAGCAAGCACCAUGGUUUGAGCCAUUCAAUUCAAGUGUGAGAGAAGAUGAGGAUGGCAGUGUUGAGUGUUAUGAAAACUAUGCUCUCUUUGCUGUUUCAAGCUUUCAGUACAUAAUACUAGCUCUUAUUUUCUCAAAAGGUGCCCCAUACAGAAAAUUUAUUUUUUGUAAUGUAGGCUUUUUGUUGACAUUUGUUGUUUUGACUGGGUUCACAGUUUAUCUGAUUUUAUGGCCGUUUGAAUGGCUGAGAGACUCAUUUGAGCUAAUGCUCCCUCCUGACAUGAAAUAUAGGGUGUUGAUGCUGAUACUGGCUCUUACAAAUUUUGUUGUGUCUGCAUUCCUUGAAUAUUUCAUUGUUGAUCACAUAUUUAUACAGAAACUGAGGUAUGAAUUACCACGAAAGAACAAAUCUUCCAAAUUGUACCUUUUAGUUGAGGAGCAUUUAAAACACGAUUUUCUGUGGCCACCUAUAACAAAGGAAGUUGUCUGUGAUUCUGCUGUGUCAGAUGAAAACAGAAGGACUAGAAGGCCUAUUGUGUCAAAGAUCUACAGUGUUGAUGAGAGAAAAAACAAUAUUAGCAGUCUAAUAAGUGCAGGCUCUUCUCAUAAUAAUGAAGUUACAUUAAGUCCAGCUACUUUCUUGGAACAAAAAAAAACAAACAUCUCAUCUCUAAAUAGUGUUGAACACUUAUCAACCCAUGCCAGUAAUUCAGUGGCUAACUCCAGCUCUAGUGUUCCAGAGAUAGGCACUAAUAAACUGUCUGGUGUGAACAGUAGGAAUAUUGUAUAUACUGUUAUUAAUCCUGUUGCGGACAUUCAUGCAACUGACAGUGAUCACAAAAGUGAGGAAACAUUGACUGUGUCACCAAAGACUCUUGUAAAUGGAACAAAUGUAACAUCAUCUGUAUGUACAGUUGAAAAACUGAGCUAGUCUUUCAAUGCCAAAACAGAAGUGUAUGUGUUUCUGUUUUUGAUAAAUGUAAAAUCUAUGUAAAUAAAGUUUCCAUAUUUGGAAGUAUUUUCAGCA